Molecule: messenger RNA, 1776 nt
Organism: Fusarium subglutinans
Lineage: Eukaryota; Fungi; Ascomycota; Sordariomycetes; Hypocreales; Nectriaceae
Product: hco3 transporter family
Exons: 7
Coding region: 1-1776 (591 amino acids)
Biological process (GO): borate transport; monoatomic anion transport; monoatomic ion homeostasis
Cellular component (GO): plasma membrane
Molecular function (GO): solute:inorganic anion antiporter activity
Source: RefSeq, a predicted model, not a curated record
AUGUCGAGCCAAAUUGAGGAGGGUGAAUCGCCUGCACUCAGCAAAGAAAAGUCAAACUUGUCGUACUCCUGCGAUGCCAGACGCGGAUGGAGGCGAUGGCGAAUCUUCCAUCCCGGUAGAGGAAUGUACCAUGAUGUUAAGCGAAGACUUCCCUACUACCCGAGUGAUAUCACCGACGCCUUUACCUACAGAACAGUCGCCAGUACAAUCCGAAUGUACUUUGUCAAUCUCCUCCCUGCUAUAGCCUAUACUCUCGAUAUGUAUCGCCGAACAGGCCAAUUCUUCGGCAUCAACGAAGCUCUGUUCUCUUCCGCCAUGGCAGCCAUUGUCUUCAGCCUAUUCAGCGCCCAGCCGCUCACCAUCGUCGGCGUCACUGGUCUAAUCUCACUGUUUAACUUCACUAUCUACGACAUUAUCAGCAUGUACGAUAUUUCCAUAUACCCCCAGUUCAUGGCGUGGACGGGAAUCUGGGCGGCCAUCUUUCACUGGCUAGCUGCUAUCUUCAACGUGUGCGAUUACAUGCGCUACGUGACGGACUUUUCUAGCGAGUCGUUUGGCAUGUAUGUCGGUAUUAUAUACAUCAUUAAGGGUGUCGAGGAGCUUGUCAAUGAGUUUGACAAAGGCGGUCAGGGAGCAGGGUACUUGGCUUGCCUGAUUGCCAUUCUCUACUUUGGCACUGUCUACGGUCUUGAGAAAAUAGGCUCGAGCACGAUCUGGAAGCCAAGUUUCCGUACAAUACUCGCAGACUAUGCUUACGUGUUCGGAACUAUAUUCUGGGUUGGCUUUUCUCACUUCCCUGGCAAUAUCAAGUCAACGCACAUUGAGCGGGUGCCUGUCACCAAAGCCUUCUAUCCCACUCAGUCGAGAAGUUGGCUCAUUGACUUCUGGAACCUGGAAGUCGGAUGGGUGUUUGUAGCCAUGCCAUUCGGUUUUUUAACAAUGCUUUUGUUCUACUAUGACCACAAUGUCAGCAGCAUCACGGCCCAGGCUAGACAGUAUCCCCUCAAGAAGCCUGGUGGAUUCCAUUGGGACUUUUUCCUUCUGGGUUGUACGACUUUCUUGUCUGGUAUUCUCGGCCUACCCAUGCCCAAUGGUCUUGUUCCACAGGCGCCCGUUCAUACCGACUCUUUGACUAUCUACGAAACUGACCUUCAGAUCAUUCCAACGUCUGGAGGAGAGGAUCAAGAAAUACGCCGCCCGAUUGUACGAGCCACGGCGGUGGUUGAACAGCGUGUGUCACAUUUCUUGAUGGGGCUAGGGUUGGUAGGAACUAUGACAGGGCCUCUACUAGUUGUGCUGCACCUCAUGCCGGCCGCGGUAUUUGCUGGUGUCUUCUUUGUUGUUGGCUGGGGAUCUAUCGAAUCAAAUGGCAUCCUCCAGAAGUUCAUCUAUCUCCAGUCAGAGCAACGCUUUAUUCAGCGCGACGAACCGAUCAUUCGAGUACGCCGACGAAAGGUUUCUUUGUAUAUCGCAUUGCAGUUCAUCGGUGUCGCAGUCUGCGUUGCUAUAUCACAUACCAUUGCAGCCAUUGGAUUUCCAGUCCUAAUCAUUCUCAUGAUUCCUCUUCGUAUUCUCGUCAUUCCGCGAUGGUUCACACUAAAAGAGCUCCAGAUUCUGGAUGACUUCACUGCAACUAACAAAACCGUUUUGGCCAGUCUUGGUGGAAAGCCAAUCCUGCCAGAGGACUCAAAGGUUGAGGACUGGGGCCUAGAAAGGCGAGAGAGCGAGGCUCGGCGCGGAGUGCCACGGCAACGUGCCGGAAGUCUUCACCGAUAA